UCCAGCGGUUUUGUUGGACUCCAGCUCCCGUCAGCCCCAGCCAGAGUGGCCAACAGCCGGGGAUGAUGGGAGUUGUAGUCCAGCCUUGUUUGGAAGGCCUCUGGUUGCCCCCUCCCCAGAUGUUGCUCGACUACAUUCUCCCUGGCUCCUGGCCAUGUUGGCUGGGCUGAUGCGAGUUGCAGUCUGGCCUUUUUUAUAUAUCUAUAUAUAAUUUUGUUGUCUUUUUAGUCCAUCUCUCUUUAAAUUACUAGAUAGUUCACUGAAUUUAAGCCGUGCAACCUUCUGAGUCACACGUUCAUGCCAUUUAGGAUUGCUUUAGACAAUGCAGGGGGAACAAAGUCCAACGACUUCCCUCAUUGACAGAACCAUUGAGAUGAGGAAAGAAACGGAAGCAAAGAAAGUGGUCUUGGCAUGGGGACUUCUUAACCUCUCAAUGGCUGGCAUGAUUUAUACUGAAAUGUCUGGAAAAAUAAUAAGUUCCUAUUAUAACAUUUCGUCUUGGUUACUAUGGUAUAUUGAACUUGUGUUUGCAUCUUUGUUCAGCCUCAACGCCUUAUUUGAUUUCUGGAGGUAUUUUAAAUAUACUGUGGCCCCAACCAGCUUGGUUAUGAGUCCUGGACAGCAGACCCUCUUGGGCUUACAAAAUGCAGCUGUCCAGACUACUCCGCCACGUGAGCUGCUGCCAAAGAAAACGCCUCCUUCGACGACGCCUCCUCCUAUCCAGGGGCAGAGUGUGCUGAGCUUCAGCCCUUCCCGCUCGCCUAGUGCCAGCCCCAAAUUUGCCACCAGCUGCAUGUCUGGCUACAGUCCUCAGCUUCAGGCUCUGUCGGGUAGCGCCGGCUCUUACAGUACAGCGAUGAGCUAUUCCCCAGGCAGCUGCUACAGUAAGGUCCCACCUUUUAGCCCUUCCCCGAGUACUACACCGUACCCUACCAGCAUCGGUCCAAUGGACAGCAGCGGAAUGAGGUCCCGGUAUCGCUCUUCGCCAACUGUAUACAAUUCCCCUACUGGCAAGGAAGACUAUAUGACAGACCUAAAGUCAUUAGACGCCUUCCUUCGGGGGGAGGAAGAGAAGCACCAUAGAGUUCAGCUGGGGAGCUCAGAUUCCAGUUCUCCUUCUAGCAGUCCGACCUUUUGGAACUACAGUCGUUCCAUGGUAGACUAUGCCCAGAUGCUCAGGAAGUUCCAGUACCAACCUGCGUGCAGGUCCCAAGCCCCCUCAGCGCACAAGGAUGAAGCCGAGUUGAGUUCCAAGCAAGCUGCUGAAGAGGUUUGGGCAAGAGUGUCAAUGAGCAGGCAACUGCUCGAUCACGUCGACUCCUGGACUGCUAAAUUCAGAAAUUGGAUUAAUGAAACAAUUUUAGUGCCGCUUGUUCAGGAGAUUGAGUCUGUGAGCACUCAGCUGCGGAGAAUGGGGUGUCCAGAGCUGCAAAUUGGAGAUGCCAGUAUCAGCAGUCUGAAGCAAGCCGCCUUGGUAAAAGCUCCACUUAUUCCUACACUAAACACAAUUGUGCAGUACCUGGACCUUACGCCAAACCAGGAAUAUUUGGUAGAAAGGAUCAAAGAGCUUUCUCAAGGAGGGUGCAUGAGUUCAUUCAGAUGGAAUCGAGGUGGAGACUUCAAAGCACGCAAAUGGGACACUGAUUUGCCAACAGACUCUGCAAUCAUUAUGCAUGUGUUCUGCACAUACCUUGACUCCAGGCUGCCACCUCAUCCAAAAUAUCCUGAUGGCAAAACGUUUACCUCUCAACACUUCCUUCAGACACCUGAUAAGCCAGACAUUUCAAAUGAGAACUUGUUUUGCAUCUACCAGAGCAUCAUCAACCCUCCUCAUUAUGAACUUAUUUACCAGCGACAAGUCUACAAUCUUCCCAAGGGCAGAAACAACUUGUUCCACACCUUGCUUAUGUUUCUGUACAUCAUAAAGGCUAAAGAGUCUGGGAUGCUUGGGCGGGUCAACCUUGGCUUAUCUGGUGUGAACGUUCUGUGGAUUUUUGGAGAGUAGCUGCCAAUCCCUCUAGCAGAACUCCCAUUUGACAUGGAGAUAAACACUUCAGCCUGUUGUGGGAAGAGAACUCAGCAGCUUGCCGAACUUACUGCCUUGAAAACAUGGUUUGGAUAUGUACAAAAAUGUUUUUGUUUUUUUUAAAAAACAACAACAGUAUUUGGUAAAAUGUGAAAUACUUUCAGCAUCAAAGCCAAACUGUUUCUGUGAACAAUUUCACUUGAAGAUCAUGAUGGGGAAGUUCCAUUGGUUUUAGAUGAACUGACUUGCCUUUUGGAGAUCACAGCUUCUAGAUAGCAGAGCAGAAGAUCACUUGAAGGGGCCUGUUUGCCCCACCCCACCUGUCUCUGGAGAUUCACAUAGGUAUGACACCAAGUCAAUGACUUCAUGCAUUGCUGAACUGAAUCCAAGCUAUCCAAGUGAGGCUGUGCGCUACUGGAUGCAGCAUCUGUCUUACUAGGCCAAAAAGAAGUUAUCAUGUAUCGAGCCACAGGGACCAAAUAAAACCAGGAUUCUGUUUGGUCUCUAGGCCACAAAGAUAUGUGCCUUUCACCUCUAGCACAUAAGUGGUUCGGUGUCCUUUGUUUUUAAAAGGACAGCACUGUAGCUACUCCAGCAACUACUACUGAUUUGUUCUGAGAAUACUCAGAGCAAGUUUUAAAGCAGAAAAUAGCAGGUGUCCCUCCUUUGGCAUGCCCUUUUUUCAGGGCACAUUGAAGAUGUGUAUUUUGGAUUCAAACUUAACUUUUUUAUGGGAUGCAAAGAAGUGAACUGCCUCUCAACAAGCUUCUAGAUCUCAGAAAGAGACUGUUUUCCUUUCUUCCACACUGCACUUAAAAAUAUAGGGGUUUCCAUUAGUCCAUGACCUGGAGACAUCUGCUGCUGUCCCAAGAUCUGAUAAAAGACCUGGCCUACAACAGUUGAACUUCAUUAUGCCAUUCUAGCAGAGCUGUCCCAUGAGUCUUAUUGCCAAGCAGACUAGUAGUUUUUUUCCUCCUAGGUUAUGACUGUGGAGGGUAGGCCGAAUAGAUGUCCCAUGUCUUUGGAUAAUUUAACAGGGUGCACACAAUCCACUAGAAAUGUUUCCUGUCCAAGCCCUAUCGGCAUGCAUGGAUGUUGCUUCCGUUCAUGUCAGCAGGACCUGCACAGGAGACAUUCCUAGUAGGUUGUGGGCAUCUUGGUUGCAGCUGUGCUGCUGUUUUCUUAUAGGCGAGCAGCUUAACACCCUGAGUGCUUGAUGGUUUUGGAAAGGAAGCUGCUGCUGGGGCAAUUGUUACACCUUUUAAAAAUAUGGUUUCCCUUGCAAAAAGAACAAAAACUUAGCAUGCACAUCUUGUUACACCAGCAUUUGACAAACAGAGCAAUUUCAAAUAUUCUAACUCUUUUAAAGAAAUGAGCUUAAAAAAAACCCUAACCCUCACCAAUGUAAUUCAUAGCUCUGCAAGAGUAGUGUGCGAUACAAUUUGUACAUCUCUUUUAAUUAAGCCAGCCAGAAGAUUGCAGCCCUUUGUCUCUUAAUACAAUUUUGUAAAACCAUCCCUCAAAAUGGUUUUCCUAGAUCACGCCAUGAUCUGGUGCAGCAUAUUUGUAAGCAAGGCUUCCUUUGUUGCCUUGACAAUGUGUGUUUGUGCUCUCUUUUGUAGGAGUGAACCAGCUGGUGAGAUGGCAGAAACUGGUUUAUGCUGCUUCUGCAGUUACUAGUCAUAAGCCGUAUUCCUGUUUAUUACAUUUUAUUACAUUUUUCUCUUUCAAGUCAUGAUUUUCUCAGGGAGUUGGGACCUUUGUUGAUACCUAUCUUGCUGCUGUCAUUAAAACAUUUUUUAUUUGUG
Messenger RNA from Rhineura floridana, 3834 nucleotides. It is a transcript of the gene TMEM209, whose product is annotated as transmembrane protein 209. NCBI's taxonomy places the organism in Eukaryota, Metazoa, Chordata, Lepidosauria, Squamata, Rhineuridae. Gene Ontology annotation, cellular component: membrane. The transcript is spliced from 15 exons. The record is from RefSeq and is a predicted model, not a curated record. The coding region runs from base 323 to 2005 and encodes 560 amino acids.